Molecule: messenger RNA, 1823 nt
Organism: Exophiala viscosa
Lineage: Eukaryota; Fungi; Ascomycota; Eurotiomycetes; Chaetothyriales; Herpotrichiellaceae
Product: glycerol-3-phosphate dehydrogenase
Exons: 2
Coding region: 203-1603 (466 amino acids)
Biological process (GO): carbohydrate metabolic process; glycerol-3-phosphate catabolic process
Cellular component (GO): nucleus; cytosol; glycerol-3-phosphate dehydrogenase (FAD) complex
Molecular function (GO): NAD binding; glycerol-3-phosphate dehydrogenase [NAD(P)+] activity
Source: RefSeq, a predicted model, not a curated record
AGGAAAAGCGAUGCGGGAAAACCGAGUCUAGCCUUGAUUUUUGGGGCAUUGACGUUCAUUUCCUUCUUACGACGGGUAUCUCGUACCUGCAUUAACGUCACGCGGACGCAUUCAACAUUUUGACCCAAAAGAUCCUUUUGGGGUGUUUAGUGACACUCGCCAAUUCUCUUCCGCUUGCCCUUGUCAUUGCUUCCUCCUUUAGAUGCUUCUGCCUUGCUGCGCAAGACUUUCUCUACGUCCCUCGACCUUGUCUAUUCCUCUUUGGUCUCGCGCCUGUCUGCACCAGACCACUCAACCGACCGCCAGCAUGGACGCGGUACGAGCCAAGAUGUCAGCUCUAACACCUUUCGCAAAGAAGCACAAGGUUACGAUAAUAGGUUCUGGCAAUUGGGGUUCAACCAUUGGCAAAAUGGUCGCAGAAAACACCGCCGAACACACCGACCUCUUCGAACGAGAUGUCCAGAUGUGGGUGUAUGAGGAAGACGAGGAGGUGGACAAGAAGUCCAAACACUACGACGAGUCGAACGAGCUGUGCAAAGGACCACAGAAGCUCACCACACUCAUCAACACCUUCCAUGAGAAUGUCAAAUACCUCCCUGGCAUUGAUCUACCUCACAACCUCGUCGCCAAUCCUUCCCUGACAGACGCCGUCAAGAACUCCUCCAUCCUCGUUUUCAACCUCCCUCACCAAUUUAUCCUAAACCUUUGCAAACAGCUACGGGGUCAUAUUCAACCUUUUGCCCGAGGCAUCUCCUGCAUAAAAGGAGUCAACGUCAAGGAAUCGUCCAUCAGCUUGUUCUCGGAGACGAUUGGCGAAGAGCUGGGCAUAUAUUGCGGUGCUCUAUCAGGUGCCAACAUUGCAAAAGAGGUUGCCGAAGAGAAAUUCUCGGAAACCACGAUUGCGUACGAUCCUCCACCAAUGGACUCAAGAGCGCCUACGCCUGCCACAUCGCAAGGCCCUAGUCCAGCUUCGAGUCAUGUAGACUUGACCAAGUUAGCCCACAAGGACGUCUCCGGCAAGCCGUCAAAAGUGAGACUUCAUCCCCUACCUUCAGAAUACCAGCCAAUCGACCAUGACACGAUCAAGAGACUGUUUCACCGUCGAUAUUUCCAUGUCCGUGUCGUUUCCGACGUUGCAGGCGUUUCGCUUGGUGGUGCUCUCAAGAACAUCGUCGCGGUAGCUGCUGGGUGGGUCGAUGGUCUAGGCUGGGGUGACAACGCUAAAGCCGCAAUUAUGCGAGUCGGUCUACUGGAGAUGAGAGAAUUUGGAAACAGGUUCUUCCCCAACACUGUCCAGCCAGACACAUUCACUGUGGAAUCAGCCGGUGUUGCAGAUCUGAUCACGACGUGUUCGGGAGGUCGAAAUCAUCGUUGCGCCAAAUUGAGUAUCCAGGAAGGAAAAUCGAUAGAAGAGAUUGAGGCCAGGGAACUCAAUGGUCAGAAACUACAAGGAGCCAUGACAGCGCACGAGGUCGCUACUUUCCUCAAGAGCCAGAAUGCGGAAAAAGACUUUCCACUACUUACUGCCGUACACAACAUCCUUCAAGGUCGUGGCAAGGCGGAGGAUCUUCCUGACCUGAUCGAACCUGAGGAUUCUGGCUAAGCGAGACAUCUGCGCCGGCUAUAUCCUCGGACACACUCGCCACGAUGCAUGGAUAGAGUUUGGCAAGCCAUAGAGAUUGAGACGACGUUUCGUAGACAUCACAACAUGAUACCCAGGUUGAGGAACGACAGACUGAUGACUAAGCGAGAAAAACUGGAGACGGGAGAGACAAAGACAGAAUCAAUGACUAUGCCUAGCGAUUGAUAUUGAUUGAAUCAGC